Molecule: messenger RNA, 1652 nt
Organism: Ochlerotatus camptorhynchus
Lineage: Eukaryota; Metazoa; Arthropoda; Insecta; Diptera; Culicidae
Product: G patch domain-containing protein 4
Exons: 2
Coding region: 151-1542 (463 amino acids)
Cellular component (GO): nucleolus
Molecular function (GO): nucleic acid binding
Source: RefSeq, a predicted model, not a curated record
CGAAAUCAAAACAAUGCCCGUCGACUGCCAGAAACCACGCGUUCCUCAGAAUUUCCUUGUUUUAUCGUAAGUUUUCGACAUUUUUCUGUAGUGUUCAAUAAAUAGAAAAGUGAAAAGAGCAAUAGAAACACCGUUCCGGUGCCAACGGACAUGGAUUUUGCCAAAAACAUACUGCACAAGUAUGGUUGGAGAGAAGGCGACGGUUUGGGCAAAAAUUCGGACGGCAUUGUAAAACCCAUCAAGGCCAGCUUAAAGUUCAACAGCUCCGGACUCGGAUCGGACCAGGCGAAGGAUCUGACCAAUAACUGGUGGGACCGGGUUUUCAACGAGGCGACCAACAACCUGGAAGUGGGACCAUCGGGAAAAAUCACCCAGAAGGACAAGGAUGGGGUCGAGAUUUCCGACAAGAGCUAUUCGGUUAGAAAGCUGAAACAGCAGACUGCCGAUGGGAAGGCCAACUACGGAGGAUUUCUCAAGGCUUCGAAACUGCUGACCAACGUCGGUCGUGAGGAGGACAUCGCAGGACACGUCAAGACGGAGGACAUAGAAUUCAAGGCGCCCAAGAUGCUGACGGAUGAGGAACUGUUUGCGGCUUGCGGAGGUCGAACGGCCCACAAGGGAGCUCGCCAUGGACUGAACCUGACCGGAAAACUAGCCCGCAUCGAAGCGCAGAACAGCAAGCUGCUGCAGGAGCUGGAAUCCAAAUCGUUCGAGACGGUCAUCAAAAGCAACGAAUGGCAGCAGGUGCAGAAGCGAAAGAAAUCCAAAAAGAAAAAGCGAAACAAGGAACUUUGGAACGCGAAACACCAGGAGGAGGAAGAGGAUGAGCUGAAAGAUAUGAUUCACCAUGCCAACUACGUUGUGAAGAAGAACAAGAAGCAGGCGAAAGCGGAACAGCGCAUGGUGGAUGACCUGGUGGACGAAUCGAUGGGAUUGUUUACUACACUGCCGGAGGAGGACGGCCACGAACCGGAGCCGGGUCCAAGCAUCGAGGACGAACUGGAUGUGCUGAGCGAGAAGAUUCGCAAGCUGGACCACAAUUCGGUUACCAUCAAAAAGAAAGACAAGAAAAAGAAGAAGAAAAAGCAGAGAGCGGCCGCUCAGGAAGACGAGGAGGAGGAAGAGGAAGAGGACCAUUCGAUGGAUCCGACGGCAAAGUAUAAGAAGAAAUACAAAAAGCAACAGAAGGUGAACAAUGAACUGCUGCGACAAGCGGUGAGCCAAGAAGUGGAACCGGAAAAGCCCAAGAAACCGAAGAAACUGCUCAAAUCCGACAGCGAGGCGUCAGAUAGCGAAGGCGACGAGCACAAGGACGUCGUCGAGCGGAUCAAUGAGGACCGGGAGAAGAUGCAGUCGAAGAUUCCGAAGAUCAAGGUUAGUGAGCUGACGGAGGAGGACCAGCAGACGGCGGCCGAGAAGUUCAAGGACCGCCAUAAGAACGGAGUCAAACGAGUGGGGCGCCACAAGACCAAGAGAAAGAAGACCAAGAAGAGGCACCGGCAGUUGGCGCAGCUGGCCGAUGAUUUGGAGAAGAAUUUGUAGGAGGUGGGUCUUCCAGGAAGAAGCGUGAAGCAAAUACGCAAAGCAAUUGUAAAGGAGCCUUUUUGUCUGCCGAAAAGGUCUCAAGAUCUUUGUUUAUGGAUUUUUAUUCG